This is a messenger RNA of Penicillium salamii, 1068 nucleotides long. The record is from the annotation of a GenBank genome assembly. Lineage: Eukaryota; Fungi; Ascomycota; Eurotiomycetes; Eurotiales; Aspergillaceae.
AUGGCUUCUGGUGACGUGACCUACCCCAGUACGGGCAUAUCCGCUUAUCUUUGCUUUUUCUCGGUUUUUCUUGGCCCUAUCGUCGAUAACGUGAAGGCCGAAGCUUCCCGCACCGGUGAUGAGCUUCGGGACCUGUCAAACUCGCGUGUGACCCCGUCAACCACCACCGCCGAUGGUCAGCCUUUGACUCACUACCACUCUCUUCUGUACAGCCUUCUGAGUUGGGAACAACCCCGCGCGACCGCAGUUUCCUAUGCGAGCGUGAUCAGCUUCAUCUUCGCCGCUCGCUACCUGCCUCUUCUCCGCUGGGUCUUCAAGUUCCUGUACAUGUCUUUGGGAGCCACCGCCGCCGUUGAGGUCGCCGGUCAUGUUAUUCUCAAGCGCGGUAUUGCCAGUGGAUUCCGUCCCCGUCGUUAUUACACCAUUCCCAAGGAGACCGUUGAGGCUGUGCUCGAGGACCUUGAGCAGCUGGUGGACUUCUUCUUGAUCGAGUUCCAACGUAUCCUGUUCGCCGAGAACGUCCUCCACACUAUCCUGGCUUUCACUGCUGCCUUCACUGGCUACUGGCUGAUCCGCUUCGUUCCCUUCUGGGGCUUGGCCGUUGUUGCUGUGACCACCACAUACUUCGCUCCCCUCAUUUACAUUAGCAACCGCGAGAUCAUUGACGAGCAGAUUGCCAAUGCUCAGGAAAUCAUUAAUGCCCAGACCAACCAACUCUGUGAUUUGGCUGGUGAGCGCACCUCCCAGGCCACCGGCCUUAUGAAGCAGUAUGUCGGCGAGUACAGCUCCAAGGCCCAGGGAUACAUCGGUUCCCGCCGCUCUACUUCUCCCGAGGUCACCAAAGUUGUCAGCCCGAUCAAGCAUGAGGUCAUUAUCGAGUCCGCCAAGACUGAGCCCCUGGAGAGCUUCACUGCCCCCGUUGCUGAGUCCGCUCCCGUGAUCAAGACCGAGGACUUCCCCGAAGCCCCCCAAGCGGCUCCCGUCGCUCAAGCCCUCGACUCUGAUAUUGUUGCCUCCAUCGAACCUGCCGAGCAGGCCGGUGACCGCGAGCCCCUUCUGGCUAUCUAA